AUGGCUCUGCUUCGCCUCAGCCUCUUGCUUCUCUUGGGGGCUUGCUCAGGGUGCAAGCAUCCCCUCUGCCGGUGCUCGGACAGGAUGGCCUUCAUCUGCCAGGAGAGCAGGGUGACCUCCGUACCCCGGGACAUCCCCAGGAAUUCCACGGAACUGAUAUUUUUCCUCACCAAAAUAAGAAUCAUCCCCAAAGGAGCUUUCUCGGGCUUUUCCGAAGUUGAAAAAAUAGAGAUCUCUCAGAACGACGCCUUGGAAACCAUAGAGUCAGAUGUGUUCUCCCAGCUUCCCAAACUCUAUGAAAUAAGAAUUGAAAAAGCAAACAACCUGGUGUAUAUCGACAGAUUCGCUUUCCAGAGCCUUCCCAAUCUCAGAUAUUUGAUGAUAUCAAACACUGCCAUCAGGUUUUUUCCGUCCGUUAACCAGGUUCACUCUUUGCAGAAGGUUGUGCUAGAUAUCCAAGACAACAUAAAUAUACGCAAAAUUGAAAGAAAUUCUUUCCUGGGCUUAAGUUCUGAUCGUGUUGAUAUAAGGCUGAAUAAAAAUGGAAUUCGGGAGAUUGAAAACCAUGCCUUCAAUGGGACCAUCUUGUCCGAGCUAAAUUUGAGUGGCAACUACCACCUUGACAAGUUACCUAAUGAAGUUUUCCAAGGAGCCAAUGGACCUGGGUUUUUGGAUAUUUCAGAGACGAGGAUCAGCCAGCUGCCCAGCAUUGGACUUGAGAAUAUUAACAAGCUCAUAGCCAAAUCUACCUACAACUUAAAAAAGCUACCUCCCUUGGACAACUUCCGUGCCUUGAUUGAAGCGAACCUCACCUAUCCAAGCCACUGCUGUGCAUUCGCAAACUGGACCAAGCAAAAUUCUAUGUUGCACCCCAUCUGCAAUAAGUCCUCAAUCAGAGAAGAUGAAACAGAUUUUGGCCUGGAUGAAAAUGAUUACUAUCACACCCUGUGUAAAGACGAGCUUCCAGUGACUUGCUUCCCUGAGCCCGAUGACUUCAACCCAUGUGAAGACAUCAUGGGCUACAAUAUUCUCAGAGUCCUCAUAUGGUUCAUCAACAUCCUAGCAAUCAUGGGGAACCUUGUCGUCCUCAUCAUAUUAGUCAGCAGCCAAUAUAAGUUCACCGUCCCUCGGUUCUUAAUGUGCAACCUUGCAUUUGCAGACCUGUGCACGGGCAUCUAUUUACUGCUGAUUGCAAUCAAAGACAUAGAGACGAAAAGUCAGUAUUACAACUAUGCCAUAGACUGGCAAACUGGUGCUGGUUGCAACGCGGCUGGCUUUUUCACUGUCUUUGCCAGUGAACUUUCUAUAUACACGCUGACCGUCAUCACUUUGGAGCGAUGGCACACCAUCACCUAUGCCAUGGAAUUAGACCGCAAAGUCCGCUUCCGACAUGCGAUGGCCAUUAUGCUUGUGGGAUGGGUUUUAGCCUUCGCCGUGGCCCUCCUUCCCAUCUUUGAAGUCAGCAGCUACAUGAAAGUUAGCAUCUGCCUACCCAUGGAUAUAGAAACGCCCCUUGCCCAAGCGUAUAUCAUGUUUCUGUUGGUACUGAACAUCCUGGCUUUCCUCAUCAUCUGCACCUGCUACAUCAGCAUCUACUUCACUGUAAGGAAUCCCAACGUCUUCUCCUCCAACAGCGACACCAAAAUUGCCAAACGCAUGGCCAUACUGAUCUUCACGGACUUCCUCUGCAUGGCCCCAAUCUCUUUUUUCGCCAUAUCGGCAUCACUCAAGGUCCCUCUCAUCACCGUAUCCAACUCAAAGAUCCUCCUUGUUUUGUUCUACCCCAUCAAUUCGUGCGCCAACCCGUUUCUCUAUGCCAUCUUCACCAAGACUUUCCGCCGGGAUUUUUUCAUUUUGCUGAGCAAAUUUGGCUGCUGUGAAAUGCAUGCCCAGAUUUACAGAACGGAAACUUCCUCCUCUGUUCAUACCUCCCAUAUGAAAAAUGGCCAUUAUACACCAGCUCCUAAAAUCAGUGAUGGAACAAUAUAUUCAUUAGUCCCUCUGAAUCAUGUGAACUAAAGCAGAAUGUCCAUAGAUUUAUGCCAAGAGUUAUCAAAGGGAAGUCCAGGCUUACCCUAAGGAGACAUGGGCAAAAGAAUACAGAAGUUUCUCCAGGUUCUCAUCCAGCUGCAAAAUGCCCAGAGUUAAGUGUUCUUCAGUCAAUUGAGUUAGGUAUGUAUUAGGCCAGAGUGUCUUGAUUUGGCCAGGUGCUAAAAUGCCUUGGGUGGGAUCCAAGUCGUAGUCAGAAUAGACUCAUUGAAAUCAAUGGGAGUUAAAUUAAUCAUAACUAAAUUAAGACCUAUU
Messenger RNA from Elgaria multicarinata webbii, 2304 nucleotides. RefSeq names its product follicle stimulating hormone receptor (gene FSHR). Gene Ontology annotation, cellular component: plasma membrane. Gene Ontology annotation, biological process: activation of adenylate cyclase activity; adenylate cyclase-activating G protein-coupled receptor signaling pathway; hormone-mediated signaling pathway. The coding region runs from base 1 to 2019 and encodes 672 amino acids. The record is from RefSeq and is a predicted model, not a curated record. Gene Ontology annotation, molecular function: follicle-stimulating hormone receptor activity; G protein-coupled peptide receptor activity. NCBI's taxonomy places the organism in Eukaryota, Metazoa, Chordata, Lepidosauria, Squamata, Anguidae. The transcript is spliced from 10 exons.